Malaclemys terrapin pileata is the source of this 5285-nucleotide messenger RNA. It is a transcript of the gene EPB41L2, whose product is annotated as erythrocyte membrane protein band 4.1 like 2. The coding region runs from base 99 to 4043 and encodes 1314 amino acids. NCBI's taxonomy places the organism in Eukaryota, Metazoa, Chordata, Testudines, Emydidae. Gene Ontology annotation, molecular function: actin binding; structural molecule activity. Gene Ontology annotation, biological process: cortical actin cytoskeleton organization. The transcript is spliced from 24 exons. The record is from RefSeq and is a predicted model, not a curated record. Gene Ontology annotation, cellular component: cytoskeleton; plasma membrane.
CCGGGGUGGGGUUUCGCUGGGGUUAUGCUGACGGCUCCGGUCAGGGAAUUUCAACUUCGGAUGUGGCUGAGCUGAAGGCGGCAGCAUAACCUGUGACCAUGACGACUGAAGCUGGCCCAGAGACUGAAGUAAAGAAGGAAUCUGAGCAGCUAGGGGCAGAUGCAGCCAAGGAAACACACGAGGAAGCAACAGAGAGUCAGGAAAAUCAAAAGUCGGAAAAGACACUCUCUGAAGAGGCACAAAGUUCUCCUUCUUCCCCAGCACUAGCUACCCAAAGCAGCCCAAGUAGUCAGAAGAAGGAAAAAGAUCCAUCUGAAGGCAAGGGAAUCUCUCGCUUUAUCCCCCCAUGGCUUAAGAAACAAAAAUCAUAUACCUUGGUGGAGCCCAAAGAUGAAGCCAAGAAAAAACCUGUAGAGGAAAGACCGGUAGUGGAGGAGAGGGAAAGUCAACUUCCAGAGGAUAUGGCUCAGCCAAAGGGAAACUUGGAAGAAGCAACAAUUGAGAGUCAACAGGAGGCUAAAGCAGAUGACAAGGAGGAGGAGGAGAAGCAUUCUAUGAGCAGUGCUGACACACAGCCUGCUAAAGAAGACACUAAAGAGAUUGAAGUAGAGAAAGUUGCCAAUGAGCAAGAAGAAAAACAAAAAGUAGAAGAAAAGAGGGAGUCCAAAGAGGUACAAACAACUGAAAUCAAAAUGGAGAAAGUGCCUCAGAAAGCUCCCAAGAAGAUUAAAACUGUGCCGUGCAAAGUGAUGCUCCUGGAUGGCACCGAAUACAGCUGUGACCUAGAGAAAAGAGCUAAAGGCCAGGUGCUAUUUGACAAGGUGUGCGAACAGCUCAAUUUACUGGAAAAGGACUAUUUUGGCCUGUUGCUUCGGGAUAACUCAGAUCAGAAGAACUGGUUAGAUUCUUCAAAGGAAAUCAAGAGGCAAAUUCGAAAUUUACCCUGGCUAUUCACCUUUAAUGUGAAGUUUUAUCCUCCUGAUCCUUCACAGUUGACUGAAGACAUUACCAGAUAUUUCCUAUGCCUACAGCUUCGUCAGGAUAUUGCUUCUGGCCGACUGCCAUGUUCUUUUGUGACUCAUGCCCUCCUUGGUUCAUAUACUCUGCAGGCCGAGCUAGGAGACUAUGAUUCAGAGGAGCACCAUAACCAUUACAUCAGCGAAUUCCAAUUUGCACCCAAUCAAACAAAAGAGAUGGAGGAGAAAGUAGUAGAACUGCACAAAACACACAGGGGCUUGACUCCAGCACAGGCAGAUUCUCAUUUCUUAGAAAACGCCAAGAGGCUUUCCAUGUAUGGAGUGGACUUGCAUCAUGCCAAGGAUUCUGAAGGUGUGGACAUCAUGCUGGGUGUAUGUGCUAAUGGGCUACUCAUUUACAAGGAUAGACUCCGAAUCAACCGUUUUGCUUGGCCCAAAAUUUUGAAAAUCUCUUAUAAACGCAGUAACUUCUACAUCAAAGUCAGGCCAGCAGAGCUGGAACAGUUUGAAAGCACCAUUGGGUUCAAAUUGCCAAACCAUCGGGCUGCUAAAAGGUUAUGGAAGGUUUGUGUGGAGCACCAUACUUUCUACAGACUUGUAUCACCAGAACAGCCUCCUAAGGCAAAAUUUCUGACCUUGGGUUCCAAGUUCCGCUACAGUGGCCGUACUCAAGCACAGACACGGCAGGCUAGCAACCUUAUAGACAGACCAGCUCCGUACUUUGAGCGCACCUCAAGCAAACGUGUCUCCAGGAGUCUUGAUGGGGCUCCUGUGGGUAUCACAGACCAAAGUCUGCUAAGGGAUUUUUCUGCUACCACAGUGGGACCUACUGGUGUUAUGGUCUUUGACGGUGAAGCUGUUGGCCAGACCAAGUUAAAAAACGGCGAAGGUAGAGAUGAGGAUGGAAGCCCAACUAAAAUUCCUCAACUGGAAUUAACCCAGGAUGAAAAGUCCCUUCACAUGUAUCCACCAUCACCACCCCUUCACUGUGUUUCAUCCUGUCCCACAAACCUGCCAACUAUCCCUGAGAUGGACAUGCUUUUGGACAUUUCAGAGGAAGAUCCCUUUCAGGAAUAUGUCCAUAGCCUCUCAGACUGCUGGGAAUGCAGUCCCAUGAGAGUAAUACCAACUCACAGUGGAAAUGAAGAGACCUUGCCUAAUAAUAUCUUGCAGCCUAUGAGACCCCCAGUUAGUCACCAUUCUUCUCCUGCAAUGGAGGGAAAGCCCCAUAAAAUAGUUGACUACAAAGAUACUGAGUUUAGUUUUUCAUUAAGCUUUAGCAAACUCUUUGCUUCUAAUUUCCUUUCACUGCUUGAUGAGGACGGUUACAUCAGUUUUCCUAGCCUCCCUGAGGUUUGCAUCUCCUACCUCCCACCUGGUCUUCAACACUAUGUUCCUAUCACCUCUCCCUCAUUCAUUCCCUCUUUUCUCCUUAUCUUUGUGCUGCUUCUCUCUGCUUUUCAGUCUGUUCCUUUCUCACUCACAUUUUCCCUUCCUCUCGCUCUGUCCCUCUGCUACCUGGAGCCUAAGGCGACUUCAUUGAGCGCCUCUUAUGACAAUGACCUGAAUGACAAAGCAGAGGAAGAGGAGGUGGAAACCGGAGAGGAGGAAACGCAGCAGCAGGACCUGGAUAAGACCCAGGACGACUUACUGAAACAUCAGGCUAGCAUUAGUGAACUCAAGCGCAAUUUCAUGGAAUCCACACCUGAGCCACGCCCCAAUGAAUGGGAAAAGCGGCGUAUCACACCUCUGUCUCUACAGACACAAGGGAAAAAAGGAGACCACAUUUUCCAAAGGAAAAAACCUCCUGUGAAGGAGAAGCAAUGGACUGCAGUGACAUGGAUUACUGAGGCAAAAACAGAAGAAACUAUCCAGAGCCUAGAAGAGGAAAUAACGUCAAUUUUAUUUAGUAAAGAGGGCUUUUCCACUAGCAUGAAAUCUACCUUCACUUCAUCCACCGCAUGGACAGCAGAGGGCACUGUUGUGAAAGAUAAUGUACCUUCUGAAAUGCUUUUUGCCUCACCCUUCUUACAACUGCCUGAGAAACUUCCUUCCAGAGCAGAAGGGCCUUGCACUGGAGCCAGCGAUGCUGAUAAGAGUUCACAUGAGACUCUGAACGUAGUGGAAGAGAAGAAACAGGCAGAGGUGGGGAUAGAAGAGACUGUAGUCAUAGACGAAAUCAACAGAGGGAAAAUGCAAGCUGUCACUGAUGCUGGGGAGACCCGUAAGGUGGAACAUGUGUCAAAAAAGGACUCUUCUUCAUUGUCAUCAGAUAGCAGCAGCAGCAGCAGUAGUGAGAGUGAGGAUGAAGUGGUGGGAGAGUAUCAGCCCCAUCACAGGGCGGCUGAGGACACCAUAAGGGAAGAACAAGAAGAAAAUGAAGAUGCCAAAAGAAUGGAGGAGUGUGCAACAAAAAUAAUACAGUGUGUGGAAACUGUACAAGAAGGCAGUAAAGUAACAGUUGAGCACACGCAAGUUACAGCAAAGGCUUUGGCCCAGGAAAAUGCAGUUGCCAUUAAAACUGCAGAGACGAAUGUAAUGGAAGAGGGGAAGCAAGACCUGAGAGCAGAAGAUGAGGAAGAACAGCUCAGAAUAAACGGAGAUGUGUCUCAUGUUGACAUUGAUGUUGUGCCAAAAAUAAUUUGUUGUUCUGAGCCUCCGGUAGUAAAGACCGAGAUGGUGACCAUUUCAGAUGCCACACAGAGAACAGAAAUCUCCACCAAGGAAGUCCCAAUUGUUCAAACAGAGACCAAAACUAUCACAUAUGAAUCUCCACAGUUUGAUGGCAGCGCAGGUGGUGAUGCUGGUGUGCUGUUGAGUGCACAGACUAUAACGUCUGAAUCAGUUUCUACAACUACAACCACACACAUCACUAAGACAGUAAAAGGUGGAGUAUCAGAAACAAGGAUUGAGAAGCGCAUUGUCAUCACUGGAGAUGCAGAUAUUGACCAUGACCAGGCACUGGCACAAGCAAUCAAAGAAGCCAAAGAGCAGCACCCUGACAUGUCUGUCACGAGGGUAGUGGUGCAUAAAGAAACUGAACUUGCUGAGGAAGGGGAGGAGUAAGGUCAAGAAUUAAAAAAAAAAAAGCGACCCACUUUGUGACCAUGAAGAACUUUGACCAUUCCAAGUUGGUGAUACUACCACUACUGCAUUGAAUUCACCAGGCCUAGCAACAAUGACCAGACACUCAAGGUUGAAAUGCCAACACCAAACACUACCUUAACUACCCUGGUCUAUAUAGUCCCCUUACAUCUUUCUUGUUUAUUUUUAUAACCACUUCUUAACAUUCUUAGCUUUUUUGAGGUUUUAGAGGGGUUGAUUUAUUUGCACAACUACCUGCCAUUUUUAUAAAUGAUUCUUGAUCAUAUGAGAGUGAACAAAAAGUAUUCUGAUAGCACUGUUCACUGGAACAGGUGAAGUUGUGCAGAAAGGAGAAUCUUUGACUAAUUUAGAUGUAGUUUUUUUCCAAAUAUUUCAACUCAAGUCUGUUACUGGAGUAAUUUACAGAUUUUCUCAGCUUAUUCAGGUAAAUACACGUUAUCAGAUAACAUAAAAACAGAAGAUUUUUUUUUUGUAAAAACAAAACAUUUCAUACAAUUUGAAAAAAAAAAUUGAGAAUUUUGCUUUGACUGGAUGGAUUUUUUUUUUACUAACACCUUAUAACUCUUUCUGUUCUGAGGGUCUCCUCCUUUCUGUGGGGAACAGGUGCUGAUAGUCUAUAGAAGAGAGAGAGUUAUAAACGAGUUUCUUCUGACUGAGCACUGUGUGUUAGAAACCUUUGCACUGCAGUGCCAAUGCUCAACUCUUCAGACACUUUGCUGUCUACAACAUUCCAGAUAAGGAAGGAUGGAAAAAAAUGCUUUCUCCCCUUCCAAUAAAAGAUGACCCAGGCAGCUUAAAACCUUAGUGCUUUUUUUCUUAACGUUUCCAAAUGUCAGCACUUCCCUUUCAAGUACAUGUGUAGAAUGCUUGCUUUCUACUAAACCUCAUUGUCUACAUGUUAGAACUGACAUUUCUGAUGUUGAGCAGGUAUAUGUUUCAGAUAGUUUAAUGAUCAAUACAGGUUUUUAGGAUACGAAGGGAAAGGGGUGGGUCCAUUCUUGUAGGUAAUAAAAAAGCAACACCAUUUGUUGAGGCUGCCACUGGGGAAACCUGUAUAGAAACCUGUUAACUAUGUCAAUUUCUUUGCUGUUGACUCUGUGUAUAGUUAAGAUGCCAAAUUAGAUUUAUAGCAGCUUGAAGUUGUAUUAAGUGAUAUUUUGCUUUCUGUAAUACUGUUAUCAAAUAAAGUUUGUUUAUUCUCUA